Messenger RNA from Argentina anserina (silverweed cinquefoil), 303 nucleotides. RefSeq names its product type III polyketide synthase C-like. The transcript is spliced from 2 exons. Gene Ontology annotation, biological process: polyketide biosynthetic process. NCBI's taxonomy places the organism in Eukaryota, Viridiplantae, Streptophyta, Magnoliopsida, Rosales, Rosaceae. The record is from RefSeq and is a predicted model, not a curated record. Bases 1 to 303 code for a protein of 100 amino acids. Gene Ontology annotation, molecular function: acyltransferase activity, transferring groups other than amino-acyl groups.
AUGAAAUUUCGGACACGCAAUGUGAUCGAUGGAAGGCUCUCCGAAGAAGGCAUCAACCUCAAGCUGGGAAGGGACCUUCCUCAGAAGAUUGGGCCUGCCAUCCUUAACAAGCUAGAGGGGACACUGAAGCUCACUAGUGACAAGCUUGAGUGCAACACACAGGCCCUGAUGGACUAUGGCAAUGUGAGCAGCAACACCAUUUUCUAUGUGAUGGAGAAGAUGAGAGAGGAGCUGAGGAAGAAAGAAGGGAUGGAGGGAAGAAUGGUGACUUGCAUUGGCUUUUGGACCUGGGAUUACAUUUGA